Molecule: messenger RNA, 1986 nt
Organism: Closterium sp. Naga37s-1
Lineage: Eukaryota; Viridiplantae; Streptophyta; Zygnematophyceae; Desmidiales; Closteriaceae
Source: the annotation of a GenBank genome assembly
AUGUUCAGGGGGCGAGCGCCAGGAGGGGACAAGACCGACUGGGUGAUGCACGAGUACCGGCUGGCAGAGGAUUCGCCUGUAGCUGGACCUGCUGCUACAGCCGCGGCACAUGCUACAGCUGCAAAAGGCGAAUCGAACCCAGCAGCAGCUGCUACCCCCGAAGGGACCUCGGCUGGUGCAGACGCAGCAGGUGGUACUGCCAAAAAUGAAGCGACAAACCCAGACACCAGAGGUGCGGCUGAUGCGGGUGGAGAUGUAAGUGGUGGGUCAGGAAGGAGCAGCACCAGCAGUCCUAAAGCCAGCAGUCCUAAAGCCAGCAGUCCUAAAGCCAGCAGUCCUAAAGCCAGCAGUCCUAAAGCCAGCAGUCCAAAUUCCGAACCUGGGAGCGGUCGAAGGAUCGGCAGGACGUGGGUGGUUGUGAGAGUGCUCAAGCGAAGCUCACUGACAGAGGAGGAGCAAGAGCUGGUGGCAAAGCAGGCUGUGGUGGAACAGGUGAUGGUGUCACAGAAUGAGCAGAUGAUGGUAGAACAGCAGAUGAUGGUGAUGCAGCAGCUGUGUGGGGCUCCUUCACCAAAAGGAAAACCAGAGAGGGACGAAGAGGCACCAGUGGCAGGGUACCAUGCAGGUGUAUCAGUGCAUGGCGUGCACUGUAGCGGUGUUUCACCCUCACUAGAUUCUCCGCAGAGUAACUCCCCAACUACCCUCGCGAGCAGCCUGUCCCCCAACUCCUCUUGCUGCACAAUGCCGGUGGAUGUGCAGAGCAGUGAUGUGGCAAGCCUAGCAGCAGCUGUAGGUGCAACGAUUCCUGUAGGUCCGGAGGAGGAAGACGCAUCAAAAGUGGCAAAGGUGGCAAGAACAGGAGCAGCAGCGGGAGCAGCAGUCGAAGCAGUACCGAUGGAGGUAGAAGGAGCAGGAGCAGCAGUGGGAGCAGACAAGCAAAGCAACAGCUCAGCAGACAAGCAGCAUAAAGGCAGCACACAAGCAGGGGUGUUCUUGGAGGGCCCGCACUGCCCUGAGUCCUUGCCAUCUUUCAAGCACUAUCUGUUUGAAUUAAAUCCGCCUGGAAGCGGCAGGAUUGAUGGUGGUGUGGAUGGCGGGGAUGGAAUAGGAGAGCAGCAGGAAACGGAAGAGGAGCAGCAGAUGCGAAAGGAGCAGAAGAAGCGGAAAAUGGCGGAAAAACUGGACUGGAGGGUAGAACUGGACUGUAGACAAGAGGACGGGCAGAAGGAGGAGCAGGAGAAGGGUGACUGGGAGCAGGUAGAACAUAAGCAAACAACCAGCAAGAAGAAAACGAACUGGCAGAAGCUGACAAGCAGGCAGGCGCAGCAGGUUAUCACUCCCCAGCUAGUCCCCCAACAGCAGAUGGCUCUACAGCAAGAAGGGGCGACCGGUGCAGAUUCUUCUACUGCUGCUGAUAAUACGUCUGCUGCAGCUGCUGCUGGUGCUGCUGUUGCUGCUGAUGCUGCUGGUGUUGCUGGUUCAGGUGAAGAAGGUGACCGGUCAGCAGAUCCAGAUAUCCGUGUUGAGGAUCUGCAAGAGCUAGCUGACAUUCUCAACUCUCUUUUGAGAACUCAGGUCACCAGCACCACAGAUGCUACAAGAACUUCCCCUAGGGCCACUCCUGUUGCUCCUUCCAGUGCUGCUUCCGCCACUUCCCCUAGGGCCGCUUCCACCUGCACCACACCUGCUGCUACUGGAACGUCGCCUAGGGCCGCUCCUCUUGCUGCUUCCAGUGCUGCUGCCACCACCUCUCCUACUGUUUCUCCACCUGCCCAUCCUGCUGUUGCUUCUGCUGCUGCUGCUGCUGCUGCUGCUGCUGCUGCUGCUGCUGCUGCUGCUGCUGCUGCCCCUGCUGCUAAUCUGGUUGGAGGUGAAACCCAAGCUUUGGGAUCAGGGUCUGGUGUGGUUCCCACAGAUGUUGCACCUUCUGCUAUUCCGGGGGUAGCCGCUGCUGCAGCUCGCAGAGUUGAGUUUGGAGGGUUUUAG